Messenger RNA from Folsomia candida, 3021 nucleotides. RefSeq lists its product as uncharacterized. Bases 2277 to 2990 code for a protein of 237 amino acids. NCBI's taxonomy places the organism in Eukaryota, Metazoa, Arthropoda, Collembola, Entomobryomorpha, Isotomidae. The record is from RefSeq and is a predicted model, not a curated record. The transcript is spliced from 2 exons. Gene Ontology annotation, cellular component: nucleus.
UCAAAUCUGCGGGGAAUUACUUUGGCGACUAUGUCCAUGUCGUUGGGAACGUUUACUACUCCCCCUCGGAUUCCGUACUGACGGUCGCUUCCUAAGGAUCUAAUCUGAGCAAACGGUAAUCUUAAUGCCACCAAACGUUCCUCUAAGCUAGUCAUGUUCUGUAAUUGAGGUGGAAUUGGAGGAAAAUACAGUCCAUUGGACAUACACAACCGGGGCACGUCACCACUCUUCAGCGAAUCGUGACAUGUGCCACAUAGGAAAUAAAUACUUCCCAUCGACUUUGAGAUUGGCGAAAGGUUUCUUAAGAUGAAGUUUCCGCACGACUUCUAUUGUUGUUGGAUGCAUAGAAGAUCGAUACCAAAGACCUCCACAGGAACCACAUAUCCAUCUAGGUUGAUCAAGUAUCUCAGACUGGAAAGACUAACACAAAAUAUAAAAAUCCACCUGGGCCCUAUGACGUGAAAUAGCUUUUCUAAUUGUGUUCUGCUGUUGCUCGGCCUGCUUGAAAUAUGUAUCAUCUCGGCGGGUAGCGUUUUCUAUCCUAUUCCGCUCUUUUUCCUCCUCACGGUAGAUGUGAUCGCUUCUGCGCUCAGCUGGUCCUACUCUGUCUCGUUGUUGUUCUUGGUGCCGCAUGUUCUCAUUCAUUCUUUGUAAUUUCUUCGCGAUAGCGUUUUUGGCGGCUUCGGCUCGGCGGAAGUCAUCAUCUUCCCUUUUUCUCCGCAUGCUUUCUUUUGCACUUAUCUUUUUGCGAGGCAUGACAAUUUAUCGCGAUUAGGCACGCGCUAACUAAUUAGGUUACGUGCCUUCCAAUCACCACUCGUUGUGGCACGUUCUCCCCCGUUCGACACGUCUCUCCAACUUUCUUCACGUUUCUCCUCCGUUACACACGUCUCUCCGACUUUUGAUCCCUUUGUUCUCCGUUCGACGUUUCUCCUCUUCGGUUAGUUUGUCCAGAAAUAGCAGUAAACAAGAAAUAGAGAGCAGAAAUAUUGGGAAAGAAUUUUUGAUAAACUCUAGACUUUUUCUCUGAUUUCUGAUCUUUGUUUGAUCUACCGAAUGAUGUAAUCAUAGUUACAAUUUCUACCCAUGUUUCUCGACAAUUUUUACGUUAUAUAUAUAUAUGUAUGCACAUAUUUUAUAACGUUUGAGUCAAGAUUACGUCAAAAUUGUCCACCCACUUAUUCUCUCACUUACUACAGGGCGAGCUACUUCUAACGUUACAACGGUUUAUUGUAUUUCAAAGUGUACAAAAUGUCUUGACGAAUUCGCGAGAGACAAAGAGAUUAUUCAACAAGGAAAUCCCGUAUCGCCGAAAAUGGGCAUCGUGAGAUUUAUGCAAAUGAGGUGACACGCCUAAAUAGGGGAAUGGUACAAUGAAAUAGCUUUUUUUAGGCUCUUACGAUUUUGAUGUAUGAUAGAUUAUAAUUUGUGUAAUUUUGUGGUCAUCAAGAUUCCGAAGUAAUAUGUUGGAAUAUUAUGUUGGAAAUUUGAAAUUCUCAGAUUUCAUGAUUUUUGAAUUUAAAAAAAAACAAUACAAACCCGACAAUCGUGAGAUUGGUUUUGAGAAUAUCGAAAAACGCUGUAAAUUGUAAAACUUGCCGAUUUCGUGAAGACAUGAAAUCUAUUUAAAAAUCCAAUUUACAAACCUUAUUUUCUAUUUAACGAGAAAUUUUCUUGGAACCGUCCUGUCAGCAUGCAAAUUAAAAUUCGACGAAAUAGCUACAUAUAAACAUAUGGUUCUGUAGUUAUAAAAACAGAACCGAAAUUAGUUUCCUGGGGGGGAAUUCAAUUGUGACAUGCGUAAGCAUAGAUUUUGCUUACGCAUUGCUGAGCAUAGAUUUUGCUCAGCAUAAAACGCGAUUCAAUAGAUAAGCAUGCGGAAGUUCAAAAUUUGCGUAUCUCUUGUCUUUUGCUUAGCACUGCGCAAGUUUUUCCACCACAAAACAGUGUCAGCUGGCAAAACUUAUCAGAACAGUUAUCUAGGUCGGAGUUUGCUUAUGUAGCUAAUUGUCACAACAAAAUAAUACUUAUGUGGUAUGGAUUCGAAAAGUUCAGUUAAGAUGGAAUUAGUUGACACAAAUGGAAAGAGUAAGAAAUUAUAAUUAUAAAUAUUUAUUUUGGGAAUGUUCAGAAAACACGAAACGCAAAAUUAGUCAUUUUUUUACACAUCCCUCGUAGAGGGAUAUAGUCCAUUUUUACACCCCAUUUUUUUAACUGAUCAAGGGGACCAGUAACACAACAGCCUAACCCCUCCCCUGCUUUGCGUUACGUAUUUUAUGAGCUUUCCCUCUAAUAAAAAUAGGUCAAUUAAUAAAUACUUUGUAGGACGCCCAAACUUUUCCACUAAGGAAUGUGAGGCUUUGGUCGACACCGUUGGACUUCACUACGAUGCACUCUUUGGAAGAUUUAGUUCAACCUUGACCAACAAUCGGAAAAAUGAGCUAUGGGAUGAUGUCACCGAAAAAGUUAAUGCUGUCUCUUCCGUUAACAUUCCUAGAAGCGUAGCCGAGGUGAAAAAGAAGUAUCAAGUUUUGAAAAGUAGCGUGAAAAAAAUCGAGACCAACAAUUCGAAUGAAAUGAAAAAAACUGGAGGAGGGUCUGCGAUUCUACAACCCCAAAAUACCGUAGGAGAGAAAAUUUUGGCACUUGUUCCACGGGUCGAAAGUUCAGGAAUUGAGGGUGGAAUCGACAUUAGUAAAAUGUCGACCGUUGAUACUGCGCCAUUAAACUUGAUCUCGGUAACGGGCCUCAUCCCAAUUGGAGACACGGGCUCAAGAACAAACAAACCGGCUGAUGCUUCGGAAGAAAAUGCUCCACAUUUUUUCAAGAAACAAACGAAACGUCCUCUGGAAACUACUCUUUUCGCAUUACAAGCUAAACAAGUUAAAUUAUUGGAGACUCAAACAAUGCAACUGGCACAAAUAGUUGAUUUAUUGGCGGAGCGAAACUCAAUUGAAAAGGAGAAGCUACAAAUUAUGAAAAAUAAUUAAUCCUCAUCAUUCAUUUCUCUAAUUAUUUGAU